This is a messenger RNA of Zingiber officinale, 1256 nucleotides long. RefSeq names its product galactose mutarotase-like. The transcript is spliced from 5 exons. Lineage: Eukaryota; Viridiplantae; Streptophyta; Magnoliopsida; Zingiberales; Zingiberaceae. The coding region runs from base 72 to 1079 and encodes 335 amino acids. The record is from RefSeq and is a predicted model, not a curated record. Gene Ontology annotation, molecular function: carbohydrate binding; aldose 1-epimerase activity. Gene Ontology annotation, biological process: beta-D-galactose catabolic process via UDP-galactose, Leloir pathway; glucose metabolic process.
UAUAAACGUAAUUUUGCGAUCUCGAUCGACGCGAAGCCGGCGAAAAAUAGUUGAAUCGAAUCGGCGAAGCAAUGGCGGCGGAGAUAUACGAGCUCAGGAAUGACAGCAUCACCGUCAAAGUGUCCAACUUCGGCGCCACCAUCACGUCCCUCCUGGUCCCCGAUGCCGAUGGGAAUAUCGCGGAUGUAGUGCUCGGUUUCGAUACUGUCGAGCCGUACCAGAAAGGUGCUUCUCCCUACUUCGGAUGUGUUGUUGGGCGGGUAGCAAACAGAAUUAAAGAAGGAAAGUUUUCUCUCAAUGGGGUUGAACAUUCCUUGUUUAUCAACAAUGGACCAAACAGCCUUCAUGGUGGAAAGACAGGUUUUGAUAAGGUGCUGUGGGAGGUUGCUGAAUCUAACAAAAAUGAUAAGUUCCCAUCAAUCACCUUGAAGUAUCAUAGCAAGGAUGGAGAGGAAGGUUACCCUGGGGAUCUCUCUGUCACUGCUAAGUACUCCCUCCCUUCGAGCACGUCACUGAAGCUUGAAAUGGAAGCUGUUCCGGCUAACAAAGCCACUCCUGUCAGUCUAGCUCAACACACUUACUGGAAUCUUUCUGGGCACAACUCUGGCAACAUUCUUGAUCACUCCAUCCAGAUAUGGGCAUCUCAUAUCACUCCUGUUGACAAUAACCAGAUCCCAACCGGCGAAAUCAAGCCCGUCAGUGGCACCCCCUUUGAUUUCACAACAGAAAACAAGAUAGGCAGCAGAAUCUGUGAAGUAAUUGGUGGUUAUGAUCACAACUAUGUGCUGGACUGUGGAGAAGAGAAAUCUGGCUUAAAGCAUGCAGCCAAAGUCAAAGAACCUUUAAGCUCGAGGGUGCUCAACUUGUGGACCGACGCACCUGGCAUGCAGUUCUACACCGGGAACUUUGUAGACGGUGUUGUGGGCAAGGGUGGGGCAGUGUAUGGGAAGCAUGCAGGAUUGUGCCUGGAGACACAGGGGUUUCCGAAUGCCAUCAACCAACCGAACUUUCCAUCAGUUGUGGUGCAGCCUGGAGAGAAGUACAAGCACACCAUGGUGUUUGAGUUUUCGGCCGAGUGAGGUCUUCUUCCAUGAUUCUAUUUAUCUGUUCUCUCUCUUAUUGCAUUCUAACUUGACGAAUAAGUUAUAUAGAACAUGAGGAAUAAGGGUAGAGCAUGGGCCUUGUUGGUUAUACCCAUUUUGACAUUGUUGCAGAUUCUUUUCCAUAUCAUUAAAAUGAUCAAAAGAUUUGUGUUA